Phytophthora sojae is the source of this 1506-nucleotide messenger RNA. RefSeq lists its product as hypothetical. Lineage: Eukaryota; Oomycota; Peronosporomycetes; Peronosporales; Peronosporaceae. Gene Ontology annotation, molecular function: RNA binding; methyltransferase activity. The transcript is spliced from 2 exons. The coding region runs from base 1 to 1506 and encodes 501 amino acids. Gene Ontology annotation, biological process: RNA methylation. The record is from RefSeq and is a predicted model, not a curated record.
AUGGCUCCGCUGGAAGACUCGACCGCCGUCCCGGGCGCCACCACGCUGGACGCGUUCUCCGUGACGUUCCCCGACCAAGUGGAGCAGGAGCUCGGCGCCGCCUACAGCGAACCCCAUUGGACCAACAUCAAGCACGCGCUCGCCCGACCGCCCGCCUUCACCGCCGUCCGAGUGAACACCCUCAAGCUUUCCCGGGACGAGGCUCUGCAGGCCCUGAAGCCGCAUCUGGAUGGGUUCAACGCCCAAUUGGCAGCGCUGGACGCCAGUCGCCAGCCCAUCGAGGCCUUCGCCCACGCCUCGCUGCCGGACGUGCUGAUGAUCCCGUCGGCGGCUAGCGGCGAUACUGCGGUCGAUUUCAACCCAGAACUCAAGAGUAUCGUGGUGGACCGACUCUGCGGCGAGGCGGUGCUGCGUGGCAGCGACAUCUUCGCGCGUGGAGUCAUGAGCGCCAGCAGCGGCAUCAACGCCGAGGACGAGGUCAAUGUGUUCGUUGAUCUGGACCACAACCACACGCGGGGCAGCGACUUUGCCGCUCACGAUGGACGCAAGCUGCUGAUUGCUCGCGGCGUGACCAAGAUGGCGCGCACCGAGAUUUUCCGGGCUGUGAGGGGACUGGCGGUGACUCAGUUGGUUCGGGUCUGUCAUGAUGCUCCACCGAUGAACGGCGUGCUGCACGGUCAGAUCUACGUCCAGAACCUUCCGUGCUCGGUGGUGGCCCACGCUCUGGAUCCGCAGGAGGGUGAUGCGAUUCUGGACAUGUGUGCGGCCCCCGGAGGCAAGACGUCUCAUGUGGCCACGCUGAUGCGGAACAAGGGCACGCUGGUGGCGUGUGACCGCUCGAAGAGGAAGGCAUUGGAGCUGCGGACCCUUUGCGACGAUCUGCAGCUCGAGUGUGUCGUGCCCCUCAAGAUGGACUCGACCCAUGCUGUCCUACCCAAGGAUAAGGUGGACGCGGGAUUGGCUGCCGCACAGGGAAACAGCGACUUUACCUGUGUGGCGCAGGUUCUAGCUCGGGCAAAGGCGGACACUCCCAGCCAGGCACGUCUGCUCCAGGUAGAAGGGUUCUUCCCCGAAACCUUCGACCGCAUUCUGCUGGACCCUCCUUGCUCGGCGCUAGGCUUGCGCCCUCGGUUGCUCCACGCGGGAGAUGCUGAUAACUUGGCUGAGUACACCAACAUGCAGCGCAACUUCCUGUGGGUUGCGGCAUUUCUGCUGAAGCCUGGCGGCACCCUCGUGUACUCCACGUGCACGAUCAACCCGAAGGAGAACGAGCAGAUGGUGCACCACGCACUGCAAAACUAUCCGCUUAAACUUGUUUCGCAAGGCGAGGUCCACAUCGGCGACCGCGGGUUGGCUGGCCAAGGUCUCAACGACCACGAGGCGUCUCUCGUGCAGCGCUUCGACCCUGCCAAUACGGAGCUCGAUACCAUGGGCUUCUUUUGUGCCAAGUUCAUCAAGACAGGUCCUAUUCGGCAGGAGCAAGCUGAGGCUGCGCCUACGGUUUAG